Molecule: messenger RNA, 1745 nt
Organism: Mugil cephalus (flathead mullet)
Lineage: Eukaryota; Metazoa; Chordata; Actinopteri; Mugiliformes; Mugilidae
Gene: bet1l
Product: Bet1 golgi vesicular membrane trafficking protein-like
Exons: 4
Coding region: 56-385 (109 amino acids)
Biological process (GO): regulation of retrograde vesicle-mediated transport, Golgi to ER; retrograde transport, endosome to Golgi
Cellular component (GO): Golgi trans cisterna; SNARE complex
Molecular function (GO): SNAP receptor activity
Source: RefSeq, a predicted model, not a curated record
UAAUGGGUGAUCACGUGCUUCUACCAAACAGCUGAUUGUGACCUCACACACCAACAUGGCGGACUGGAAUAGAGGUCAUGGCUCUGUGGAUGACAUGCUGGAUGCUGAAAACAAACGCCUGGCUGAGAACCUGGCCACCAAAGUCUCCAGAUUGAAAUCUCUUGCUUAUGAUAUCGACAGAGAAGCUGAGGAUCAGAACGACUACCUUGACACUAUGGACUCCAACUUCCUGAGUGCAACAGGCCUGUUAAGUGGCAGCGUGAAGCGUUUCUCCACCAUGGUCCGAUCCGGGAGAGACAACCGCCGAAUCCUCUGUUAUGUCUCUAUGGGCCUGGUCGUAGUCUUCUUCAUAUUUUACUACCUGAUCUCUAGGAUCCAACGCUGAUGUGGAAAAAAAAUAUCUAAACUGAUGAUGUUGACUGUGGUGCCGUAUCUGCUGGGUUCUAAUAAGCUCUGGGAUUCUCACACAAAGGAGAAGACUUUGUACUCUACACCAAAGCGAGACAACCAACAGCAAGCAGCAGGGGAUGUUGACUUGCCUACCGGGGGAACUAUAGUGGGAGUGGUCAUACAAAGACCUAGAAGUCUAAAAAAAAAAAGAAAAAGAAAAAAUAAUAUGUCUUGAUUUUCGUGUCCUCUGCUUGGCACCAGUUUUGUCCCAUCGUGCAGUAGCCAGGAAGUCCAGAGUGUGGAGCCUGAAUGCAAAUCCAGUGGGAGUAGGCAGCUGAGUGCAGUAGAUUUAUGAACCUGUCAGUAAAGACAAACUUACCCAAAAUAUAUAUCAUUACAAAGAAGCAUUUGCUACUUGAUUGUCUGUUUACACUGCAAAGCUGUGUUCUUUGUGUUGAUCCUUGUUAUUGACUCAUACAGUUAAGGACAGAGGAAGAGAAGGAAUGACUGGUGGAAGAGCAAAAAAAGGUUGAGGGAAAAGUUUUCUAACUUUUGACAAAAUUUUUGUUGUAAUGUAAAAAAAAAAAAAGGUUUAGUUAAGGCCUUUUAUCCUAAAAUUUAUAGGCUCAAAGAAAAUGAAUCCCUCAAUAAUUUUGUUGUGUUAGGCCAUUACCUUUGAGACAUUUUAUUUGUGCUUAAGAAUGUGUUGUCAUUGAAAAAAAAUCUUCCAGAUUCACUGUUUUUGUCUCGUUGACGCCUCUCCCUCUCUUCAUUCACUUUCUAGUUGUAUCACCUUUCUCUUGUUCAUUCAGCAUAGAAGGAGGGGUGAAGUUUGAAUGUGGUAUUUUCAGUCAACAAAUAGCACAGAGUACAUACAAUCAUCAGUGUAAUUCCAUGUUACAUUGCUGCCAAAGCUGACAAGCUUUUUUUAAAUAUCAAAUUAAAACUGCAAAAAUGUUAACUGCAUAUAAUAGCUACUGCCUGUCAAGCUAUAUUUUCAUAUAAGUUUAUAAAAACUUUCAAAAUUACUGUUUUUAGUUUUGUUAAUUUAGAUUACUGAGCUGUUUUUGUUCACUGUCUGUUGGCACUUCAGGAUUUUUUCUUCUAACAAUUAAUAUUAAAUGUUGGGACCUGUCCUCUCCUGUUUUAUAAUUUUCUGUUUAUUAUAUUUUUAUUUUUUUAUUCAAUAUUUAGCCACUGAAAGACAGUUGGAGAUUAAAGAGUGUUAAAACUGUUCCCUUCCUUGGUGUGUUGACAUUCCAGCAGAAUGCUAAUCACUGAUAGCACGAUGGACCCUGAAUAUUGGUACUAAUAUUAAUAUUAUUAAUGUGCAAUAAAGGCUUGUAGUUGGGGAA